CACGUUUGGCAAAACCUCUGUCGUAAUAUACGCAGCGUAACCGACCAAUAGAAUAGCAAAGUGCCGUGACGCCACUUCCUGACCGGUAGUUUUGCGGGAAGUUUGGUCCUCACACAUCUGAACGUGCAGUCAACACCAAACAACAAAGUCAAGAUGCCUCCUAAAGCCAAGGCGGCGGGGAAAGGCAGAGCUCCAGCUAAGAGGCAGCUGGCAGAGGAGUUCCCACCCGGAGAGGUCCUGACAGACACUGGGAAGAAGGCCUGGAAGCUGGGGGCUCCAGUCGGCCAAGGGGGCUUCGGUCUCAUAUAUUUGGCUGAUGAGAAUUCUGCAAAAGCCGUGGGUGCGGAUGCUCGCUAUGUCAUCAAAGUGGAGCCCAGUGAUAAUGGACCACUGUUCUCUGAGCUCAAGUUUUACAUGAGAGCUGCUAAGCCUGAUCUGAUUCAGAGCUGGAUGAAGUCUCACAAGUUGAAAAAUCUGGGAGUUCCCAGGUACUGGGGCUCAGGUCUGCAUGAGAGAGGGGGGGGAAGGUAUAGGUUCAUGGUUGUUGACAGGCUUGGCACAGACCUGCAGAAGAAGUUUGAAGAAUGUGGAAGGAGGUUCCCCAGAAAACUGGUCCUGCAGCUCGGCCUUCGACUGCUGGAUAUUCUGGAGUACAUCCAUGAUCAUGAGUAUGUGCAUGCUGACAUUAAGGCAUCCAACCUUGUACUGAGCCACAGCGAUCCCAACCAGGUUUACUUAGUAGAUUAUGGCCUGGCAUAUAGGUACGCACCCGACAGCGUCCUAAAAGAGUACAAGGAAGACCCCAAGAGAUGUCACGACGGUACCAUCGAGUUCACAAGCAUUGAUGCCCACAAAGGAGCAUAUGCGUGUAGGCGGAGCGACCUGGAGAUCCUGUGCUACUGCAUGGUUCAGUGGCUGUGUGGACGCCUGCCCUGGGAGGACAAGCUGCAGGACCCCCUCUACGUCAGAGACUCUAAAAUCAGGUGUCAAGAAAACAUCUCUGAAUUUCUGACCAAGUGUUUCUCCCCUCAAGACAAGCCAGAUGAGAUCCAGAGGUUCAUGGAGGAGGUUAAAUCUCUGGGAUACCAAGACAAACCGCCAUAUGAGAAGUUACGCUCCAUCCUGCAGGCUGGACUGAAGGCUAUCCAGGCUAAAGAUGACGGCAAACUGGAGUUCACGCCUGUCAGUGGGGCCGUAUCAUCUCCUGCCAAGAAGACCACCAAGAGAAAGAAAGCGGCAGACGAAGCAGGAGAGAGUGAGACUGAUGGAAGUGUCAUCAAGAAAAAGAGAGCCACAAAGAAGAGAGAAGUGAACGGAGUGAAGAAAAGUUCCCAAAAGACUCCUAGACCAAGGAAAGUACCCAGCACUGGAAAACAGGGUGAACCCAAAUCCAGACUGGUGGAGAUGGGCACCCAGACCUCACCUGGACUUGCCCUGAAAUCCAGAGGCAGGACCAAGAAAACCAGCUCCUAAGCACCCUCCGGUGUCUACACUCCCCCUCCCUCCUUGUGUCUCCUCCGCUUCUUAAAAAGAUCACUUUUUGAAGUUUUGUAUAGGUUUUUCUAUCUGUUACGCACUGAUAGAUGUUAACGUUUGACUGUAUUUGGUGUGGUUGAAGCCAGAUCCAUUGUAAUAAAGAGGAAAUGAAAUUGUC
Messenger RNA from Siniperca chuatsi (mandarin fish), 1654 nucleotides. RefSeq names its product VRK serine/threonine kinase 1 (gene vrk1). The record is from RefSeq and is a predicted model, not a curated record. Gene Ontology annotation, biological process: signal transduction; peptidyl-serine phosphorylation. The transcript has 13 exons. Gene Ontology annotation, molecular function: ATP binding; protein serine/threonine kinase activity. Gene Ontology annotation, cellular component: cytoplasm; nucleus. Bases 154 to 1473 code for a protein of 439 amino acids. Lineage: Eukaryota; Metazoa; Chordata; Actinopteri; Centrarchiformes; Sinipercidae.